Molecule: messenger RNA, 4065 nt
Organism: Durusdinium trenchii
Lineage: Eukaryota; Dinophyceae; Suessiales; Symbiodiniaceae
Source: the annotation of a GenBank genome assembly
AUGAUUGCCGCGCAGCUCGGGAAGUGUUCGGUCAAUGUGGAUGUGAUCUCCGAGCCCAACGAUGAAGGUGGUUGGAUGGUUCUGGAGAUCACUGCGGCUGGUUUCGGGUCUGGAGACAUCCUGCUUCAUUGGGGCGUUGGCAAGCAGAGCGCCGAAGAAUGGAUCGUGCCAGUGGAGAUCCAAGCGCGGACCACUCCAGCAGCUUCUCGUGUUCCAGGCGCUUUGCAAACGCCUUUUCCACCACCUGAUGGACAGAAUGUGCGAAAAGUUCGCUUGGAGAUCAACAGCGAUGCAGACCUGAAAGGCUGCCAAUUUGUGCUUCACAAGAAGCCCAAUGAGUGGCUGAAGAAUGGCUCCACCAAUUUCCUCAUAGACUUUGCAAAGGUGGCAGAGAGCAGAUCCUUCCGUGAUUUGGUCACAGAAGCUGCGAAGCAACAACCCACAGCGAAGGUCUCUUGCUACAGCUCCAGUGGAGUUGAAGUGGCUAUCAUCGCCGCUGCAAAAGGGGGCCACUGUGACGUCGACGCCAUAGUCCGCACGGACCGUGAUUUGGUGCUUCAGUAUGGUCCAGCUGGUAAAGACCGGCGGUGGACCUCAUCCACCAGGCUCCACCUGGAGAAGGCUGGUCAAGUCUCAAAGGGCAACAUCAAAAUCGAUGCGCAGAACUUGAACAAGUACUUGAUGUUUGUCUUGCACGACCCCUCCGUAAACCAGUGGCUGAAGGAUGCUGGGAGGGACUUCGCCUUUGAACUUCCAGAAGAAGUUUGUAAAGCGCCAGAGCCGGCCGUAAAGGAGAGCUUUCAGCCAAAGGCUAGGCUAGAACGGCGGGCCUCAAAGCUCUUCAGCACUUUUGUGGAAGAUAUCCAGAGGGCUGAGCCUGAUGCCAAAACCACUUCUUGGCAAGUGCCUGGCACCGACAUCGAGGUUGUCCUUUUGGCCACAGCGACUGACACUGAAUGCCACCUUCAAGUCCUUGUGCACUGCUCCGUUGAGCUGGUGAUUCAGUAUGGUCCGGCUGGACCCGAUCGGGCAUGGAAGUCUUCCAAGCGCCUGCCUUUGGUGCGAGCGGGCACGGACAAAUACGAGGUCUCCUUCAACAUUCCUGCAGCGGAGGUGGACGCCUACAUCAUGUUUGUCCUACAUGAUGGAGCUGCAAACCGUUGGAUCAAACAUGGACCUCAUGACUUCGAAUUCGAGCUCCCAAGGCAUCAGGAAUGGGACAGAGCGAAAAGGGAGGCUGAAGCUCGUAGCGAAGAAGAAGCAAAACAAGCGCUUGCUGGAAAGGACCAAUUCAUCGAGGGCAGCCGCCAAAGAGAAGCUCGAGCGGACAUCUCAUUUGUAUCUUUCCCUCUUCAAGGUGACUUUGGCAUCAUGGAUGUAUCUUGCAUGAGCCAUGGAGACAAGGCAAAGGUGGAAAUUCGGGGUUGGCUCCAUCCUCGUCUGGGUGAAUGCUUGAUGCACUUUGGUGUUUUCGAGAGGCCCCAGUCUCGUCAGUGGACGUCAGCAACUCAUAUCAAGUGCGUCGACUGGCCUGCAGAUCUGACAAAGGUGGAUGACAAGGCCUGCCGCAUGAAGUUGCAGAAACACAGUGAAAAAGGCGUCUAUGGGAUAGAUUUGAUGGUGACGGCGCACACCGAGAUGGAUGGAUCUGAGACGCUGGUUCAGCCAGACAUUGGAGGUCUGGGCUUUGUGCUGAAGACCAUGCAUGGUGAUACAUGGAUAAAGCCCACUGAUGGCGGUGAUGCAACUGUUCGUUUUUCCAGCAAGGGUCGCUGGAAAGGACCUUGGGCACAGGUGGCAGAUAAGAUUGUGGAGCAGGAAACCACCUGGAGCCAAAUGUCGCUGAAGAGGAGAUAUGAGAACUGCUUGGACUUCUUGGAUCAAUGGGAAAAGAGCUCACAGGGCUUGCACAUGCGUCGACUGGCUUCCUGGACAACACUUGUCCAGGUGGAUUCAAGCAAGGCUGUGUGGUCCAGAAUGCCGUCCAUGCCUCUCAUUGGAAUGUCUGGUGAAGAAGAGAACAAUGAAGAAUUCUGGAGUUGGAUCUUCGUGUGGCAGCGCUUUUCCUUUCAGCAACUCCUGACGUGGGAGCGAAACACGUGUACACAGCCGCGAAUGCUCGCUGGAACGACGAAUCAAAUUACACAACGUUUGGCCGAGCUGUGGAAGUCCACAGCCAGCUGCCGCUUGUGGAUUCGUUGGACGCUCUCGACCAUGGGCCGCGGAGGGUCUGCUGGGCAACAGAUCCGAGAUGAGAUCUUGGUGAUUAUGCACGCCCAUGACAUCAAGGAGAUCCAUGGGACCUACUAUGAACAGUGGAAUCAGAAGUUGCACAACAACACCACACCUGCGGACAUCGGCAUUUGCAGAGCCAUCAUUGCUUACCUCAGAAGUGGUGGCGAUAUGGGCACUUACUGGAAAGUGUUGGGAGAGCAUGGCAUCACAAAGGACCACCUUAGCUCCUACAGUCGACCGAUCACCACCGAACCCUACAUGGUUCAAACAGAUGUCGGCCGCCUCAUCGGUGACUUUGAGCCGUAUUUGGGAAUCCUUCGCAAUGUCCAUGAUGCUUUAGAUUUGCAGCUGGCCUUGGAUCAUGCCAAAGGCUGCCUUCCUGGCCAUGUGCAAGGAAAACUUCAGGACAUUUGCAACAUGGGUGGAACCGGUUUCGGCAGUCUUGAUGAAGGCCAUGGCAAAUUCAUGAAGAUCUCUUCAGCGCGAGAUGACCUUCUGGCAAUCCUCAACAACAAGGGAACUGAACCAGCAGUGAUCAAACAAUUGCUCGUCAUCGAUUACACCUUGGAGACGCAACAGAGCGUCUUGGUGCAGGGCCUGACAGCAGAAACACGCUUGCCACAGCUUUGCGAGCAGCUUCGGGCCUUGUUGACAGCGCUGGUUGGGCAUUUGCCACAGGAAGAUGAAUUGCAAGCGCUCUUGGCCGAUUGGACCACGUUUUCCGAGAGUUGCUCCCACAAACGUUGGAACAGUCCAGAGGAGAGCGCACUCCUCCUGAAGGCACUAUGUGAUCGUACCAGCCGAGUUGUUGGAGAACUCAGCGACAAGUGCCAAACCUUGAUGGGUCCGAAAGCCGCCUUCUUGGGUGCUGCAAUAGAUGCGCCGAGGAAGAACAUUGACGUUUUUGUCGAUGAGGUUCUUCGUGGGACCUCUUUGAUGGCCGUCAGCCUCAUCUUGCAGCGGAUGGAGCCUGUACUCCGGGACAUCGCGCACUUGCCCCCGUGGCAAAUGAUUUCUCCCAUUGACAAGCCCAUUAAGGGUGUCUUGCAGCUGAUUGACAAGAUGACUGGAGUGCAGGGAGAAGUUUUCCACACACCGACGAUUCUUCUCAGCGGAGCUGUGAGUGGAGAGGAGGAGGUGCCCGAUGGCGUCCUCGGUGUUCUGGUCCGAAGUGCCAAGGAAGCACCGGAUAUUUUAUCCCAUUGCGCCGUCCGCGCGCGGAACUUUGGAGUCUUGCUUUGCACCUGUUUUGACCCCAAGAUUUCGGAAAAGCUUGCAGCGGACUUUGCCAACAAAUGGAUUGAAGUCAGGUGUAAAGCAGAUGGGUCUUUGGUGGUGGCCGCUUGUGAGAAGCCGGCCACGUUGGAGGCCACACAAGCGGCGGCCGAGGCUGAGCAGGCCAAGGCUGCCCAAGCUGAAGUAAAGAUGAACCUCACUGAUGACCUCAGCUGCUCAUGGUGUGUCCGCCCAGAUGAGAUGAACAGGACAUCUGUGGGUUCCAAGAGUUUGAACCUGGCGUUGCUUCGACCCAAACUCCCAGCUGAGAUCUUUACGCCACAGGCAGUUGCUUUGCCCUAUGGAACGAUGCAGAAGUCGCUGACAGAUGAUGCCAACAAACAAGUGUUGCCUAUGCUACAGAAGGUCCUGAACCGGUUACAGCCGCAUACUUCCAAUGAAGAUGCACAAGUUAUCUUCGAAGAGGCUCAACAGAUUAUCGAGUCGAUGAAGUUCCCAAAGGCACUAAAGGAGGCCAUGCACAAGGCCAUGGGAGAGGUGGGUGCCAAAGAUGGAGAGGAGCGCCUUACCAAAUUGCUGCAAGCUUGCGAAUGA